This is a messenger RNA of Hibiscus syriacus, 786 nucleotides long. Its product is annotated as CRM-domain containing factor CFM2, chloroplastic-like. Lineage: Eukaryota; Viridiplantae; Streptophyta; Magnoliopsida; Malvales; Malvaceae. Gene Ontology annotation, molecular function: mRNA binding. Gene Ontology annotation, biological process: RNA splicing, via transesterification reactions. The record is from RefSeq and is a predicted model, not a curated record. The transcript has 4 exons. Bases 1 to 786 code for a protein of 261 amino acids.
AUGGGGUGGUUGACCGGAGGAACUUUGCUCUCUCGAGAUAAGGAUUUUAUUGUCCUAUAUAGGGGAAAAGAUUUCUUGCCUUCUUCCGUUUCUUCUGCAAUAGAAGAGCGGAGAAAGCAUGUAAUUCAUGUGGAGAAUCACAGUUCAAAAACGUUGCAGAAGGAGAACACUGAGAUUGACUCUAAAAGUGAUAUCAUUCAUUUCAAGGGUCGCACAGGCAAUAUCUUCAAUGACGGAAAGAACCUGAACUCCACAGAAGCAUCUGUUAGAAAGACUAGCUCGAAGUUGUCUAUGGCAUUGGAGAAGAAAGCAAAGGCUGAGAAACUUUUAGCAGAACUGGAGCAUGAGGAGAUCCCUCAACAAUCUGAAAUUGAUAAAGAGGGUAUAACUAAAGAAGAAAAUAUGCUUAGGAAGGUUGGCUUGAGAAUGAAGCCCUUCCUACUAUUGGGUAGACAUGGAGUGUUUACUGGAACAGUCAAAAAUAUGCAUCUUCAUUGGAAGUAUAGGGAAAUUGUGAAGAUAAUUUCUAAGGAGACAAAUGUCGAAGCUGUUCAUCAAGUAGCACAAAUAUUGGAGGCAGAAAGCGGUGGAAUAUUAGUGGCUGUGAGGGUAAGCAAGGGUUAUGCAAUCAUCUUUUACCGUGGAAGGAACUAUGAACGACCUACUUGUCUCAGACCUCAUACACUUCUUAGUAAAAGAGAGGCAAUGAAACGCUCCCUAGAGGAACAGCGUCGUAAGGUAAAAUGGAGUUAUCUUGUUUCAUAUUCUUCCUACACCUUUGCAUAG